Aspergillus calidoustus is the source of this 822-nucleotide messenger RNA. The record is from the annotation of a GenBank genome assembly. Lineage: Eukaryota; Fungi; Ascomycota; Eurotiomycetes; Eurotiales; Aspergillaceae.
AUGUCCCAACUCACAACCCUCCUAACCAAAUCGCGCGAUGCCCUCCUCGAAUCCCGCGCUCUCCUUGUAUCGCACCCUCGGGCACGCUACAUCCUCGCCGCCCUCCCCGCGGCCGUGAUCGCCCUGCUAAUCCCCUCAGCAUACCGCGACUACCAGUCAUAUCUAGCCCUGGGCCCCGGGGGACCCCCGUAUAAUGUCCUCGGCUGGCUAGGCGUGAAGCUGGUCUUCAACCCGUUCAAGCGCGACAUGUUCGGGACGGAGAUUUAUGAUCGGAAGAUUGCACUGGGUGAGCGGACGGGAUUCCUUAAGGAUCUACCGAGAAGAGAGGGCGACCGCCCGAGAAUGGGGAGUUUUGCGGUCCCGCAGAGGCAGGUUGAUCAGGUUCCGAGCCAGGAGAUCAAAGACAAAUUAAUGGCCGAAUACGGCGCCUUCCUCACCCGCAACAAACACAUUAUCGAUCGCGUCCCUUCAAUCCUAGAGAAAUACACCGACGCCGCGCACGUCUGCCACGAUAUCGACCUCACCCCCGUCGCGGCACAGAUGAAGCGCGAGAUCUGCCAUGUCCAUGGGACGAGCGAUCAUUCUGUUCAUGUUACGUUGGCGCCGGCGGAUUGCAAACGAGUCAUCGAGUCGGGCUGGGGCCAGCGGUUCCCGCUUGCAGGGACGAGCUUGUUUAGGAAUCUGACGUUCGGGCGUCUUCCUACUAUUCCGCUUGAGUAUAUCCUCGUCUAUGCGCCGCGGACUGAAGAGGAGAUACGGACUGUGAUGACCAUUGUGAAGGCGAGUGUACAGUAUGUUACUGGAGAGAAGGAUGUGCGGUGA